Molecule: messenger RNA, 896 nt
Organism: Gambusia affinis (western mosquitofish)
Lineage: Eukaryota; Metazoa; Chordata; Actinopteri; Cyprinodontiformes; Poeciliidae
Product: galactose-specific lectin nattectin-like
Exons: 7
Coding region: 250-762 (170 amino acids)
Molecular function (GO): signaling receptor activity
Source: RefSeq, a predicted model, not a curated record
AGUUCUUAUGGUACGUAACUCUUCACGCUACCAGGAAAACGUCCUUGGCCGAAUCCUGGAAGAUUCUGCAACAACUUGAACACUUUUUUAAAAAAGUGACAAAAACGAGAACAGACAGUGACUUACUCAAAGAUUUCCACUUCAGACAAACAAACUGAAGGUAUAUAAAGUCUGUGUUUCCAUCUCUGAGACAUCCUGUGAGCAGAAACUGCUGCUGGAACAGACUCUUCAACUAAUCAUCAAAACAAGAUGGCUGCAGGUCUUGUCUUCACUCUGCUUCUUGGUCUGAGCUUUGGACUCUGGGAUGGAGCUGAUGCGGCUCAAAUGAAUGUUGCAAACUGUAAUGAUUGCAGAUUUACUAUGACUUGGAACGACGGUCGAUGUUUCCAGUAUGUUGAAUUGGAAAUGACCUGGGCUAAAGCUGAGGAAUUCUGCCGCUUAUCGAAUGGAAAUCUGGCCUCAAUGCGCAGUAUAAAUGACUACUACUUCAUCACAAACUAUACCCACGACAAUCAUUAUGGUGAACACAAAGGCACCUGGGUUGGAGGUUAUGAUUCAGCAGAGGAAGGCACCUGGAUGUGGAGUGAUGGUUCCAGGUUUUUGUUUAAUCACUGGGGUCCUGGUCAGCCAAACAAUCAAGAUGGAAACGAAAACUGCAUGGUGAUCAGCGCUGGUGGAAACUACCAUAUGAAUGAUGAUAUCUGUUCCAAGGAGCUUCCCUUCAUCUGUGCCUAUACCAUCGAAAAAUCUUUUUCCUUUUAAUGUGAAAUGCCCAUUUGGCUUUCCUGCUGGUGAUGUCACUUCCACCUGGAUGUCAAGCCUCGAUGACAUCACUGCUGGAAGAACCUGAUUUCAUUUUAUUUGAUCACUUAAAUAAAUGUUUUCUUUCUCUGAAA